UCCGAAGAAGCGAUUGGUCGAGUGCGGUGCCUGUCAGACGGUGAGGGCGUAGCUCUGUAUUUCGCUCACUGUCAGAGCUCGAGGGACGAAACGAAGGGUUCGUUUCCGUUUGUAGGCUGCGGAAACCGAGUUUCACAGUGCUACACCAGCCGAACAGAGACCGAUUGGAGCUCGAUCCUACGACCGAGAGGAGGAAAGAGGACAGUAAUUGAGGAAGACCUUGUAAUCAAAAUACCGUCCAAAUUUACACUAAUAUUACACUUUAAUAGCACUUAAACCCAGUGCCUGCGAAGAUGGGAGACAAGGCGGGGACCAGAGUCUUCAAGAAGUCCAGCCCCAACUGCAAGCUCACAGUAUACCUGGGGAAGAGAGACUUUGUGGAUCACCUAGACCAUGUAGAUCCAGUGGAUGGAGUGCUACUCAUAGACCCAGAAUACCUAAAAGACAGAAAAGUCUUUGUGACUCUGACCUGUGCAUUCCGAUAUGGUAGAGAGGACCUGGACGUUCUGGGCUUGUCCUUUAGGAAAGACCUCUAUAUCUCCACCUUCCAGGCCUUCCCUACCCUCACCACAGAGGAAGGUAAACCACUCAGCCGGCUGCAGGAACGACUGCUGAAGAAACUAGGCCAGCACGCCCACCCAUUCAGCUUCACUAUCCCUCAAAACCUGCCCUGCUCAGUCACUCUACAGCCAGGACCAGAGGACACAGGGAAGGCCUGUGGAGUAGACUUUGAGGUCAGAGCCUUCUGCGCUAAGACUGUAGAGGAGAAGAUACAUAAAAGGAACUCAGUGCGUCUGGUGAUCCGUAAGGUGCAGUACGCCCCAGAGAAGCCUGGUCCUCAGCCCAUGGUGGAGACAACACGAUCCUUCCUACUGUCAGAUAGAUCCCUACACCUAGAGGCCUCCCUGGAUAAAGAGCUCUACUACCAUGGAGAACCUAUCAGUGUGAAUGUCCAUGCGACCAACAACUCCACCAGAACAGUCAAGAGGUUGAAAAUCUCAGUUCGCCAGUAUGCUGACAUUUGUCUGUUCAGUACGGCUCAGUACAAGUGUCCUGUUGCACAGGAAGAGGCAGAUGACCAGGUGUCCCCCAGCAGUACGUUCUGUAAGGUGUACACCCUGACUCCCACGCUCACCAACAACCGAGAAAAGAGAGGCCUGGCUCUGGAUGGCAAGCUGAAGCACGAAGACACCAAUCUGGCCUCCAGCACUAUAGUGAAAGAUGUGUCCAAUAAGGAGGUUCUGGGGAUCCUGGUGUCCUACAGAGUCAAGGUCAAACUAGUGGUGUCUCGCGGAGGGGAUGUCUCGGUGGAGCUGCCUUUUGUUCUAAUGCACCCCAAACCCUCUGACCUACCCAACUCCAGACCUCAAUCAGGUACAGACCAAUGUGUGUUUAAUGGAGAAACAUAUGUUUUAGGAAAGUGUUUUGCGGGAAUAUUUACCUGUUUCGAAAUGCCAUUACUUUCACCCACAGUCGUCCCAGAAACAGAUGCCCCAGUUGGCAGUAACCUGAUAGAGUUUGAGACCAAUAAUUUCUCUCAGGAUGAUGACUUUGUGUUCGAGGACUUUGCCCGUCUGCGGCUGAAAGGAACGAAGGACGAUAAGGAUGAGGAUGACCACUUGUGCUAGCUCUCCCUCCCCCAGGACCAUGCACCUGAACCUGGGGAGAGGUGCUAGGCGAGUCCCUGGUCUCGUGUUGUCUCCAGGCCAGUAGGCUCAACUUCAGAAAGGGGGAGCAGGAGCACUCAUAUGUAUUCUAUUUUUCACCCCCCCCUCUACUUCUUCUUCUCCUUCUUCUUCUCUCGUCUUUCUUGUACAUCUUUGAUGGGAUUUUCCAUUUCUACUCCUUUGUUUUGUCACGCGUUUGUUUGAGAAACAGAGAGAAUGUGAGAGAGAGAUGGAGGGAUUUAUAGGAGUGUCGAGUCCACAGUCUCUGUUUUAGGAAAUCCUUCUAUAUGUUUUGGAUCCAUUCUUUGAUUCAGGGUUGAUGUUCUAUGUUCUAUACGCUCUAUAGGUCCCAGCUUUAUAAGAAGUGGGUAGACCGACAGAUAUACAUUUGUCAUUAUUUACAUGAUUGAAUACCAUGUACCUAAGGUUGCAAAAUUCCCCAAAUUCCCAGAUUUUCCCAAAAUUCUGGUCAGAAGAAUCUGGAUUUCCAACUUAUUCUCUCCUGAUUCUGGGAAUCUUCCAACCAAGAUCCAACCAAGAUUUCUGGGAAAACCUGGGAAUUUUGAGGAAAGUUUGGGGAAUUUAGGCAAUCCUAUAUGUAACUGUAAUGUACAGGACUGCGAUGCUGCACAACUACUUAGAGGGAACAUGAGUUUAAUAGUUUAGUUAAUUACAUUGUUAUGACAUAGUUAUAACCAGUUAUUACACUGUAAUUAUAUUGUUAUUAUUACACCUUUACCUUAUCCUUGACACCCAUUAUACCCAAUAUGUAACUCAAUACUUUAACCCUUUAUGGCAAGUGUGAAACGAUGACAUAUCCUCACAGUGAGAGAGUGAGUGUGUAAGAGUCCUGUGUGUGCAGUGCACUUAGUUAUUGUCACAGGAUGUAAAGUGUACUUACAGUCAGCUACAGUGAGCGUCUCAGUGUAGUUCAGCUACACUGAGGGUGUGAGUGUGAUGCAGUCAGCGUGAGGAUGCAGGUGAUUGUAUGUACUGACAGUGUAUUCUGUUAAGGACUACAUAGGAGACUUCAGGCAGCAGAACCUACACACACACCCUACAUUCAGCAGAUGCCUUGAACACGAUAAAUAGCUAUUUUUUCACGUUCAUGAUUUGCCCAAAGUCGUUUACUUGGUAGGUCAGGUGGCAGUUUGAUCGAACCCAACUGUCAAUAAGAUUAGGGCUCAUGUCUAUGACGAUAGCCUACUGUACUGUACUGGGCCAAUUAUAAAGCUGUGGUUUUCAAGAGGAAUAGGAAUGCUGAUCUAGGAUCAGGUCCCCACGUCAAUAUAAUCUUAUUCAUUUUGAUCGACCAGGUCAACCAGGUAGAUCAGGUCGACCAGAUCGACCAGGUCGACCAGGUAGAUCAGCCAAGGAUAUUUUUUUGACAGCUCACAAAGGGUGCCCCCUGGUGUUUGAAAAGCUGUAGUCUUCUGCAGGUCUAUUAAUAGAGUAUUUAAAGGAGGUUGUAGGUGGCCGUUUCCCCCUCCACUGAUACAGGGUAAGAUUCUUUUGGUGUAGGGCAGCGGUUCUCAAACUUGGUCCUCUGGACCCAAAGGGGUACAUGUUUUGUUUUUUGCCCUAACACGACACAGCUGAUUCAAAUGAUCAAAGCUUGAUGAUUAGUUGAUUAUUUGAAUCAGCUGUGUAGUGCAGGGGGGAAACCUAAAGCGUGCUCCCAGAGGGGCCCCGGGACUGAGUCUGGUGUAGGGUAAUCUGAUCCUAGAUCUGUGGUUAGGGAGUGACUUCUACCUCAAUUGUGCGAAGUUUAACAUUGACCAACCUCUUAAACCUACCAGCAUCAAACUUCAGCCUCAAUCAUCAGAAUCACCAAUGUAGGGAGCAGGAGAA
This is a messenger RNA of Oncorhynchus masou masou (cherry salmon), 3518 nucleotides long. Its product is annotated as arrestin red cell-like. Gene Ontology annotation, molecular function: angiotensin receptor binding. NCBI's taxonomy places the organism in Eukaryota, Metazoa, Chordata, Actinopteri, Salmoniformes, Salmonidae. Gene Ontology annotation, biological process: positive regulation of ERK1 and ERK2 cascade; signal transduction; G protein-coupled receptor internalization. The coding region runs from base 294 to 1628 and encodes 444 amino acids. The record is from RefSeq and is a predicted model, not a curated record. The transcript has 14 exons. Gene Ontology annotation, cellular component: cytoplasm.